This is a messenger RNA of Culex pipiens pallens (northern house mosquito), 1080 nucleotides long. RefSeq lists its product as uncharacterized. The record is from RefSeq and is a predicted model, not a curated record. The transcript has 2 exons. NCBI's taxonomy places the organism in Eukaryota, Metazoa, Arthropoda, Insecta, Diptera, Culicidae. The coding region runs from base 1 to 1080 and encodes 359 amino acids.
AUGGAUCGAGUCUGCGGUACAUGCGCGAAGGAGAUCAAAGACAUUGAGCCUGCUCAGUGUUCUUACUGCGAAAAUUUUUACCACAUCAAGGCGGAAUGCUCGGACGUUACCCGGAGUUACAUGCAGGUCUUCUUCAGUACCCGCAAGGCGCUCUGGCUGUGUCCAAACUGUCGCGACGUCUUCAGCAAUCGGACGGUGAAAAGUCUGCUGCAGGAAGUUGCUGCAGAUCGAACAGGAGCGGCAGGGGAUUCUGGCGAGCUCACCAGACUUCAAAACCAAGUCGAGGUCCUGAUGAAAUCGGUGACCGAUCUUCAGCAGCAGGUUUCCAACAACCUCACAGCGGUCAUGGAAAAAAUCGAGAAGUGUACCUCCCCCUCCGAGUGUUGCAAAUCAACUUCGUACGCAGCAGUAGCUUCCGGACAAAGUGAGGUUUCCGAGCGUGAGAAGGACAGCGUCGUCGUGCAGAAGCCUCGUGUCAAACGGCCCACGAUCUCCGGAACCGGGGAAGUGAACCUUCAGGACCUCUCAGUAACCAGCAUAACGGUAGAACCAAGGCCCCAACGGUUCUGGUUGUACCUUACCGGACUGAAUCCAAAAAUCAACACCAACGACGUCAAGUUGAUCGUGGAACGUUGCCUUGGAACAAGCUUGGAUCUUGAUCCUAAGCUCCUGGUCCCGAAGGAUACCGACUGCUCGCGUUACAGAUUCGUUUCGUAUCGAAUCGGCUUGGAUCCCAAACUCCGAGAUAAGGCCCUUGAUGGAAACAAUUGGCCAAGAAACCUCGGUGUCAGAGAAUUCGAGUUUUUCGACACGGAUUCAAAAAACCGAUCAACGCCUCGACCAUGGGGCGCACAAGCAUUUUGGGAACCUCCAAUCCUACCGACCUCGGCCCACCCGCUGUUGAAGUUCAUCCCCGUCGCCCGGGCUCACAGGUCCGUAGUGAUGUGGGGGUCUCCCAGCCUGCUACCACAGUCUCGACAACACUCGCAUUACUUCCUCGGAAAUCCCGCUUACCAGCUCAGGCGCUGCUGUGCCUUCACCCAGUUUGUCACCGGUUCAGUCAACUCGUCUGCCGUGUGA